Molecule: messenger RNA, 1333 nt
Organism: Aureobasidium subglaciale EXF-2481
Lineage: Eukaryota; Fungi; Ascomycota; Dothideomycetes; Dothideales; Saccotheciaceae
Exons: 3
Coding region: 181-1227 (348 amino acids)
Biological process (GO): phospholipid biosynthetic process
Cellular component (GO): membrane
Molecular function (GO): phosphotransferase activity, for other substituted phosphate groups
Source: RefSeq, a predicted model, not a curated record
GCCAUUUUACACGCACGUCGUCAUCAAUUGUUUUCCAAUGUCCAUGGCGCCCAAUCUCGUAAGCUUCAUUAUUCGGAUUUGAGCUCAACUCGAGUCGUGAUUCGAGGACUCGAUUGAUGUAUACCGAAAUGCUAAGACCUAAAACUACAGAUCACUUUGAGCGGGUUCAGCUUUGUCAUUAUGAACUUGCUGACGAUGUUUUACUACACGCCUGGAAUGGAUCAAGAUUGCCCGUCAUGGGUUUACUACUCUUGGGCAAUUGGUCUUUUCACAUAUCAGACUUUUGAUGCCGUAGAUGGUAGCCAAGCACGAAGAACUAGACAAAGCGGUCCUCUCGGCGAGCUUUUCGAUCACGGUGUUGAUGCCCUAAACACUUCCCUCGAGGUUCUCAUCUUCUCAGCCGCCAUGAACUUGGGCCAGGGCUGGAGAACCAUCCUCAUCCUCUUUGCCUCUCUCUUGACCUUUUACGUGCAAACCUGGGACGAAUAUCACACCCACACUCUGACCCUUGGUAUUGUCUCGGGUCCUGUUGAGGGUAUCGUUACCCUCUGCAUCAUCUACGCAUUCACCGGCUACGUCGGCGGUGGCAGCUUCUGGCACCAGUCCAUGCUUGCAACCCUCGGCAUGCCUCGCUAUGAUUUCUUGCCUGCAUUCAUCUACGAGAUGGAGUGGGUAGACUGGUACAUGGUCUACGGUAGCGCUGUCUUGAUCUUCAACACCGUCUUGAGCGCCAUGAACGUCAUGGCUGCUCGUCGCGCUCGCAAGGAAAAUCCCAUCACUGCUCUCUACGGUCUGGCUCCUUUCGCCCUCACCUGGACCGUCAUCCCCAUCUACCUCUUCUUGCAACCCGUCAUUCUUCGCCAGCACCUCGUGCCUUUCGUCUUCUUCGUUGGUAUCGUCAACGCUUACUCCGUCGGCCAAAUGAUUGUCACGCACUUGACCAAGUCCCGCUUUCCCAUGACCAACGUGCUGGUUUUGCCUCUCAUCUUUGGUGUAGUCGACAGCUUGGGUCCUUUCUUGCAGGACCACAUCGGCUUUGGUUGGCCCAGCGCUCUGGGCGAUGGACAGUACCAAAUUGCCUUUAUGUUCUCAUGCCUGGGUCUUGCGAUCGGUGUAUACGGCAGCUUCGUCGUUGAUGUUAUUGUCACCAUCUGCGAUUACCUGGACAUCUGGUGUUUGACCAUCAAGCACCCCUACGUUGCUGAGACUGAGAAGAAGGAGCUUUGAGCGGAUGACGAAGUGUGGAAGGGUGAGGAGUCUGUGUCACGUAUGUUACAGGGGAGGGUUAGAUGUGGCAAUGUGUUGUUGGAGUGUCAAAGUAGACGAGGGUGGG